CCUAGACACGAAGCUAUCGUGUGAAUGCUUACUUUUUACGAUCUGUCGUUCUCAAUCUCAAGAUCAGCUACUCCUAUAAACUGCAAGAGCCCAGUUUCUUAGAUUAGGGCAUACCGCAACCUCUCUUCUUGUUCUUCUUCUUCUUCUUGAGGAAGCCAUGGAGUCCCCUAAAAAGGCUAACAAGAUCAGCGAAGUGGUUCGACUACGGCAGCUCCUUAAGAAGUGGAGGAACUUUGCAAACUCGUUGAAAACCAAAACAGCCGCCAGUAUCAUGAGCCCGAACCACGGCGGCAUCCACGAGAGCAUCAGCUUCCUCAAAAGAACCAUCUCUUCUCUAUCAUCGUCAGACGACGGCAGCAACAAAAAGAAGCACAGCGGCGGCAACAGUAAAGUUGUCCCGAAAGUCUACCUCGCAGUCUGCGUCGGCGAAGAGCUCGAGAGGUUUGUCAUCCCAACACACUUCUUGGGCCACGCGGCGUUCGGGUUCUUGCUGCGAAAGGCAGAGGAGGAGUUCGGGUUUCAGCAGACAGGCGUCUUGAGGAUCCCGUGCAUCGUUCCGGUGUUCCAAAGUGUUGUGAAGAUGGUGGAGGGGAAGAAGAAGAACGUGGCAAACAAUGGCGAGUGCAGACGAGACGUGUGGAGGUCUCCUGUCGGACGGUGGUGAGAUGAGUCAUCGUCAUCUUCGUCACUCUCGGCAUCAUCCUUGGAGCCCUUUCGUCAGAUGAAUCGUCUUCCCCUCUGUGUUCUUGCUUAGGUCUUAUGUAUAUUAAACCAGAGAUGUUGCUUCUUAGGAGAUAUAGGCUAUACUCUAUAUUCUAUGUCAAUAGAUAAACAAAUACAGAAAGCAUAGAGAGAAGGGGAUGAGUAUUGACCAGUUUUGAAAUGGAGAUCUUGACCUUGUAAAUGUGGAGAUGCAUCUUAAACUUGCCCGGCUACGAUAACGGUACGAUCAUUCUUAGAGAUAACA
Syzygium oleosum is the source of this 967-nucleotide messenger RNA. Its product is annotated as protein SMALL AUXIN UP-REGULATED RNA 51-like. The transcript has a single exon. The record is from RefSeq and is a predicted model, not a curated record. Bases 158 to 664 code for a protein of 168 amino acids. Gene Ontology annotation, biological process: response to auxin. NCBI's taxonomy places the organism in Eukaryota, Viridiplantae, Streptophyta, Magnoliopsida, Myrtales, Myrtaceae.